Lathyrus oleraceus (garden pea) is the source of this 4760-nucleotide messenger RNA. RefSeq names its product pentatricopeptide repeat-containing protein At5g12100, mitochondrial. Gene Ontology annotation, cellular component: chloroplast. Gene Ontology annotation, molecular function: protein binding. Lineage: Eukaryota; Viridiplantae; Streptophyta; Magnoliopsida; Fabales; Fabaceae. The record is from RefSeq and is a predicted model, not a curated record. The coding region runs from base 161 to 2491 and encodes 776 amino acids. The transcript is spliced from 5 exons. Gene Ontology annotation, biological process: mitochondria-nucleus signaling pathway; chloroplast-nucleus signaling pathway.
UGUCACUAAACAUGCACUUCAAUUGUUCAUUUCACCGUCGCGUUUUUCUGUUACAACAACACCACCGCCACCAUCACCACCACCUACGCCGAACUGACACCACCGUUAAAUAGAGAUCGCCGCCGUCAAGCUUUUUCAAUAUCCAUAAUCUGUAAAAACGAUGUUUUUGAGAAGACGCUCCGUUCUUCAUCUUCUUCCCAAUCCCCACCUCAGAAUUUCCAUUUCCUCAUUUUGUUCCCAAUCACUCACAUUUCCCCAAAAUCAACAACAAUGGCUUCAAACCUUUCAACACCUUCAGUCAUUAGCAGACCAUGGCCGCACAAAGCCUGCACAAACUAUCUUCAAAUCGCUUCUUCUCUCCAACGCCCCUUACUCAUUUCCUUCUCAAAUUCACUCCCUCAUAUCCAAACCCAUCUUUCUAGAAACCCUCUUACCCUUUUGUUCGAAUCCCAAAACAAUCAACCGAGUCAUGGAAUUAUUCUAUUCCAUGAAAAAUGAUGGCUUUGUCCUUCCCAUUUGUUUCGUUAACUGUCUUCUCCAAACCCUUGUUCAUUCACACCAGUUCGAAAAAGCUCUUGCUCUUUUUAAUGACGUUGUUGAAUCGGGUAUUCGGCCUGAUGCUUUUUCGUACAAAAAAGCUGUUCAUUCUGCUGUUAUGAUGAAGGAUUUGAAUAAGGGGUUUGAGUUGAUUAAUUCAAUGGAGAAAGAUGGGAUUCGUCCUUUUGUUUAUGUGUAUAAUUUGAUAUUGGGUGGGUUGUGUAAAGGGAAGAGAAUUAAGGAUGCACGGAAGAUGUUUGAUGAAAUGAUUGAUAGAAGUGUUGUUCCUAAUACGGUGACUUAUAAUACGCUAAUUGAUGGGUAUUGUAAGGUGGGUGAAAUAGAGGAAGCUUUUAGCUUGAGAGAUAGGAUGAAGGCUCCAUAUUCGGAGCCAAAUGUUGUUACUUACAAUUGCUUGUUAAGCGGUCUUUGUGGUUUGGGGAGAUUGGAAGACGCAAGGAGUGUGUUGUUGGAGAUGGAGGGGAAUGGUUUUUUGCCUAAGGGGUUUUCGAGUCUUUUAUUUGAUGAUAAUUUUGUUUGUGCAAAUGAAAAUGGCUUGCUAGAUGGAAGUUUAACACGGGUUGAUGAGCGUACUUAUAGUGUUUUGUUGAAUGGAUUGUGCAGGGUAGGGAGGGUUGAAAAGGCUAAAGAGGUUUUGGCAAAGCUAGAAGAUAAUGGGGUUGUUCCAAGUCAGGUAUCAUAUAACAUACUGGUGAAUGCUUAUUGCCAAGAGGGUGACUUGAAUAUAGCGAUAUUGACGGUUGAAGAAAUGGAAAAACGAGGGUUGAGGCCUAGUUAUGUCACCUUCAAUACCCUGAUUAACAAGUUUUGUGAAACUGGGGAGUUGGACCAGGCAGAGAGAUGGGUUAAGAAGAUGAUGGAGAAGGGUGUUUCUCCCACUGUUGAGACUUAUAACACUUUGGUUAAUGGUUAUGGUAUGGCGUGUGAUUUUGUUAGGUGUUUUGAGAUUCUUGAGGAAAUGGAGAAGAAAGGGAUAAAGCCUAAUGUCAUAAGCUAUGGUUCUCUGAUAAACUGUCUGUGCAAAGAUCGUAAGCUUCUUGAUGCUGAGAUUGUGCUUGGGGAUAUGGUAGGUCGUGGGGUUUCUCCAAAUGUAGAAAUAUAUAAUAUGCUCAUUGAAGCUAGUUGCUCAUUGAGUAAACUGAAAGAUGCCUUCAGAUUUUUUGAUGAAAUGAUAAAAAAUGGAAUAGAUGCAACUCUUGUGACAUACAAUACACUGAUACAUGGAAUCGGGAAAAAUGGAAGGUUAGCAGAAGCUGAGAAUCUGUUUCUCCAGAUGAUCAGCAAGGGAUAUAAUCCAGAUGUGAUUACAUACAAUUCUUUAAUGUCCGGAUAUGCAAUGUCAGGAAACCCCAAGAAAUGCCUCGAAUUGUACGAUAAUAUGAAGAAAGUGGGUAUAAAACCUUCAAUUGGGACUUUUCAUCCUUUGAUCAACUCAUGCAGGAAAGAAGGUGUUGUGACAAUGGAGAAAAUGUUUCAAGAAAUGUUAGGAAUGGACUUAAUUCCAGACCGAGCUGUAUAUAAUGAAAUGAUUUAUGGUUAUGCUGAAGAUGGAAAUGUUCUGAAAGCAAUGUCUUUGCACCAAGAAAUGGUUGAUCAGGGAGUUGAUUCUGACAAGGUGACUUACAACUGCUUGAUUCUAGCACACCUUAGAGAUAGAAGGGUAUCAGAAAUAAAGCAUCUGUUUGAUGAUAUGAAGGCAAAGGGCCUGGUUCCAAAAACUGAUACAUAUAAAAUUUUGGUUAAGGGACAUUGUGACUUGAAAGAUUUCAAUGGUGCGUAUUUUUGGUAUAGAAAAAUGUUCGAUACUGGUUUCAUUUUAAAUGACCGCUUGUGCUAUGAGCUAAUAUCCGGGCUUAGAGAGGAGGGAAUGCUGCGGGAAGCCCAAAUUGUAUCCUUAGACUUGAGUAGUAGAGUUCAACAACUCGAAGGCUAGCAAAUGAUACACACCAUUAUACAUUACCGAACUUUACCAUUUUGGUAAUAUUACUUUGGAUAUAGAUUGUCCGACGACCCAUGAAUGGGAGAUAAGAAGGGAAGAGAGAAAAGAAGAGAAAGAAAGUAAAAAAUGGGAUGGACAAGGAAGAGAGAAAUGAAAAGGGAAAGUAAAUUUAAAAGGAUAUGUCCAAAAAAACAAGUGUACGAAAAACAGGUUCGUAUUACAUCCAAGAGGCAAGAAGUCAAAGUUAGGUAUCCAGGGCAGAGAAGUUAAAUAAACACAUGCUGAUAAUGAUUUACUGUAAGAGGACACAGAUAUAGACUUGUAUAAACCUUAGAGGAAGAAAAAAAUAAAAUCCGACUCUGUUACUUACACCGUCUUGAUAAGCGGCUGUUAUAAGGUGUCAAAAUAUGGAGAAGCCUUAUCUUGUAUGGAAGAAAUGAUGCAUCUCAAACUUCCUAUGUCCAAAAAGGUCUACUCAUCUGUAACAUGUGCCUAUAUCAAACAAGGUCAAAUCUUAAAAGCAGAGUUUACAUUGAAAUUGAUGGAAUCAUCUGGUAGCAGUCCAGAUGUGGUUACAUAUACCGGUACUGCAAUGCUUGAUGCCAACGAUGCAGCUGGAAAAAUAAUUUUUAACUGCACAUUAGGGCGGCUGGAUACCAUCCUGUACAUGGAGCCCUCACUUCCUAGUUAAUUCUUCCAAAUGUUGACAUCAGGUGCUGACGUUAACUUCAAUUUGAAAAACCUUUUAUCAUCUUGAAAUUGGAGGAAGUAUUUCGAGGCACUACAUUGGAUAGAGGAUGCAAGAAUUCGUCCCUCAGUAUUGAAGUGGCGGAUGCUGUGUGAUCCAUAUCAUGUAAACCAAAUUCAAACUUCAAUUUCAACCCAAGAGUUUUAAACUUCAAUGGUCUAUCCCUUUGCAAAACCACAAACACCUCCAACAGCCAGCUUCAUUUUCUGCAAUCUUUGUUGAUUAACCAAGGUUUUGACAAAAACUCCACUAUACUCCAGUUCUUCCCCUACCCCAAAGCCUGAUACAAGCGACAAACCUCUAUCGUUAAGAUCCACUCCAAUGAAUAAUCCUCUUCCCGCCACAUCCAUCACAUGGUUCUAUAUUGUUGCUGAGUCUUUGGCAAUUUAGACUUACGCUCCUCGCCAAAUUGGGAAGAUCUGUCCGAAUGUGAGGGAAUGGCAUGCAAAAAACUAAAAACAGUACUAGAUUUUCUUGGAGAAAAUUUGUUGGAAGCUGCGGGCACUCUAUUUAGAAUCACAAAUUCAAUUGUUCUCUCAUCUUCAAGUUUGUGUUGAUUUCCUGAGACAUCACAUCUACUUCCUUUGGUUUGUGAUAUUCCAAGGAUGUCAUCAGAGGAAUUCGCAAAGACAAUUAUACCCAUAUCAAAGGGAGUUGCCGAAGAGACUGUGCACCGGACGAUUUUGCGUCGAGGACAACAACUUCACCAUUGAAGAUCGUAGGUGGAACGUUGUGUGCCCAAGAGACUGCAGUAACAGCAAGCAUCUUGUUUCUGGGUUCAAGUCAGAUACGCCCACAACUCCCUCUUGAAUCGGGGUCCAAUAAUAUAAGCCCUUGAAUUAGGACCUCUAAGUUCCCUUUUUUACGAACCUGUCGUUAAACUAUAGAUGGGCAGUUCUCCUGCGGAGCUCUUAUUUAAGUGUUAUUUGCUGCCUUGCAUCUUCAUUUAACUGGUCCCUCAUCGCGUGAUGACACUUGAAUCCAGAAUUGGUCAGCAUGUCUCCUUGAUGGAGGAUACUUUGCUAUACCACCAGGCCUAAGGCUACUGGUGUAAAUUGAGUAUAAGCAAGCUUUCAGUAAGGUAAACAUUCCACUUGUGGUGGAACCAAUCCCCCAAGGUUUAAGUUCACAAACAGAGCAACACCUUUCUAGACAGAAGCCCUAAAAUUACACAAACACUCAUCAAUAUUAACCAUCUCUUGCCACUUUUAAGUAUGAAUGUAUGAUUCAUUAAUUAAAUUUUAAAACUUUUUGUACUAAAUAUGUUAAUAGUAUUAUUAGUAACGGAUCAAAGCUUCUAGAAUAAUAAAAUGUAGAGUUGAAUCAAUGCAUUUUGAAAAUUAGUCUAGCUUAACCAUGAAACUGUAGAACUUGUUUGGUGUUCAGUUGAGUCUUUUUGUAAAAUGCAUUUUGCAGCAUUUUGUCUUAAGUAAGGAAAAUGUUGCUUCUGCAGCCUAAUUUGUAAGUUCACUCUAUAAUUUGCAAGGUUAUAUAGUCAUUUGAAUUUGCUUUUAA